UGCUUCAGGGAUGGAAAGUAUGGCUUGCUACCUUAGCACUUGCUGGAAAUGUCAUGUCGACUUUCAAUACAUGUACAUCGGCUAUCUUUGUUGGGUCAAUCAUCUAUAUAGGGCGUUCAACUGUCUUAUGUUUGUUUAAGUUUCCUAAAGAGUGCUGUGAGUACUCUAGUCUGAAUAGCAAGUUGUCAGGAUUGUUCGUGCUCAGGUUUGUUUUAACUGCUGAUUAG
Messenger RNA from Dentiscutata erythropus, 227 nucleotides. Lineage: Eukaryota; Fungi; Glomeromycota; Glomeromycetes; Diversisporales; Gigasporaceae. The record is from the annotation of a GenBank genome assembly.